AAGCGCGCAGCUUGUUUAAAAUAGAAAGAAAAAAGUCGCAUACAUAAUUUUGUGGAAUUAAAUUAAUUCUGAAUUAUUUGAGUUAAAUGUUCUAUUUAUAUGACCGAAGUUCCCAUUGAAAAAUCUAAAAGGAACUAAGCAAGCAGUUUUUUUACGUUUUAUACAACAAAAGAAAUUGUCGAUUGAAUACACAUUAAGUGAAAUUUUUCAUUUUUCCUAAUUUCUUGUUAGAAGAGAAAAUUUAAAGCACGUAAACAUGUCUUCGAAAACUGAUGAUAAAGGGGCAGAAAUACCAGAAAGAUUAUAUGAUUCUUCGGCCGGCAAAACAUAUAAACGCAUGAGAUUUUUCGGCAAGGGUGGAUUUGCAAAAUGUUAUGAAAUUGUAGAUGUGGCGACAAAUGAAGUGUAUGCUGGUAAAAUUGUUUCAAAGAAGCUCUUAAUGAAACAUAACCAAAAAGAGAAAAUGACCCAGGAAAUUACCAUACACAGUUCUAUAAGUCAUCCUAACAUUGUUAAAUUUCAUGGUUUCUUCGAAGACAAUUACAACAUUUACAUCGUUUUGGAACUGUGCAAAAAAAGAUCUAUGAUGGAAUUACACAAACGUCGGAAAACCAUAACUGAAUAUGAAUGUCGUUAUUAUAUAUAUCAAAUCAUUCAGGGUGUUAAAUACUUGCACGAUAACCGCAUAAUACAUCGCGAUUUGAAAUUAGGUAAUCUGUUCCUAAACGACAUGCUCCACGUGAAGAUUGGUGAUUUUGGUUUGGCCACACGUAUUGAGUAUGAGGGCGAACGGAAGAAAACUUUAUGCGGUACCCCAAAUUAUAUAGCACCGGAAAUUCUGACUAAAAAAGGGCACUCGUAUGAAGUGGAUAUCUGGUCUAUCGGUUGCGUUAUGUACACCCUAUUAGUGGGUCAACCUCCGUUUGAAACUAAAACGCUUAGAGAUACCUACUCGAAAAUUAAAAAAUGUGAUUACCGAGUACCCAGUUAUCUACGUAAAUCAGCUGCCGACAUGGUAGUGUCAAUGCUGCAAUCAAAUCCCAGCCAUCGGCCUACAAUUGACCAGUUGCUACAUUCAGAAUUUUUAACUAUUUCGCCGGUUCCAAUGUUUUUGCCUACUUCAUGUCUGACUAUGGCCCCACGUCUCGAAAUUAAGGACACUUUAGAACAUGAGGUGGCUAAUCAAAGAAAGCCUCUAAUUGAAGUGAACGGUGUACGAUACGAUGAUACACGUUUGGAGUCUACUUUUCUUAAAAACAACUUGCACGAUGCCAUCACUGCAUCGGCGCAUGUUUAUCAGCAUAAUCAGGAUUAUCGCAGUGACAUAGAAAGCUUGUAUCAACAAUUAACCAAGCUUAUUGAAGCCAAACCUCGCAUGUUAGCCGGAAAUUUAGGUGAUGAGAAUACGGACCCUGCUGCUCAGCCAUUGUUUUGGAUAUCAAAGUGGGUGGAUUACAGCGACAAAUACGGUUUUGGCUAUCAAUUAUGCGACGAGGGCAUAGGUGUUAUGUUCAAUGAUACAACCAAGCUAAUUCUAUUGCCGAAUGAUAUUAAUGUCCACUUUAUCGAUAAGGAUGGCAAAGAAACUUAUAUGACCAACACAGACUAUUGCAAAUCUUUGGAAAAGAAAAUGAAAUUAUUGUCUUACUUUAAACGUUACAUGACAGAACAUUUAGUGAAGGCUGGAGCAAAUAAUGUUAAUCUUGAAACUGAUCAAAUUUCGCGCAUGCCACAUUUACACUCAUGGUUUCGUACCACUUGUGCGGUAGUCAUGCAUUUAACUAAUGGCACAGUACAGUUAAACUUUUCAGAUCAUAUGAAAAUUAUUUUAUGUCCACGUAUGAGUGCUGUCACUUACAUGGAUCAAGAAAAAAAUUUUCGUACAUAUCGGUUCUCAACCAUUACACAACAUGGCUGCUCUAAGGAUUUGUAUCAGAAAAUCCGCUACGCUCAGGAGAAACUAAAUAAAAUGUUGGAAAAGAUGUUUUUCUAAACAUAUUGGGAGUUCUUUCAACAAACAGCAGGCUCUCUUUUAUCUUUUUUUAUUUUCGGCACAUUGAAAUCCUAUCGCUUACUUUCAUUCUAUGUUAUUCUCCACAUACGAAAUGCGAUUUAAGUGAAGGCUUCUAUUUAUACGCUUUUUAUAAUUUUUUAUAUUUUAUUAACAAUUACAUUAUAUUAUUAAUAUUAUUAUUAUUCACGUUUUCUAACAUUUUAAUAUUUCUUUAUUUAUACGUGCAAACAAAUAAUUCACAUAGCUACAAUCAAUAACAACAAUAUCCUCGCAUAUCCGCCAUUUCUAUUUAUUUCUUAUGGCCUGGUUUUGUUUGCAAGCAUACUU
Glossina fuscipes is the source of this 2341-nucleotide messenger RNA. RefSeq names its product serine/threonine-protein kinase polo. The record is from RefSeq and is a predicted model, not a curated record. Gene Ontology annotation, biological process: protein phosphorylation; mitotic cell cycle; regulation of cytokinesis. Gene Ontology annotation, cellular component: cytoplasm; centrosome; spindle pole. The coding region runs from base 257 to 1993 and encodes 578 amino acids. Gene Ontology annotation, molecular function: protein serine/threonine kinase activity; protein binding; ATP binding. The transcript is spliced from 6 exons. NCBI's taxonomy places the organism in Eukaryota, Metazoa, Arthropoda, Insecta, Diptera, Glossinidae.